AUGGCUCUUCUCCAAAACCCUUCAGUCGCAAAGACCUCCCACAAUUCGGCGUAUCCAGCCAUUCUAGCGACCCGUCCAGAGCUCUCCCAACAAGGCCGUGUCAUCUACGUCACUGGAGGCUCUGCGGGAAUCGGUCUUGCCAUCUGCAACGCCUUUGGUGAAGCUCAAGCUGCCACCGUUAUCCUUACUGGUCGCCGCCAAGGUGCUCUGAACGAAGCCGUCGAAACUCUCUCGAAGAAUCACCCAAAGACCAAGUUCAUCGGCCAGGUCCUCGAUGCUUCUGAUCGCCCAGCAACGGAAAAGGCCUGGGCACAGCUCGAUGCCGAUGGGAUUGUUGUCGACGUCUUGAUCUUGAAUGCUGCUUUCGUCACGUACAGGCAGUCUAAAAUGAUUGAUCUGGAAUUCGACGAAGCGUGGCCUAGCUGGACAACCAACGUGGGCGCCAACAUGGAUCUCAUUGACCGAUUCUACCACCAGAAGAAGCGAGAAGCAGGUCGAAAGCUGUAUCUCAUCAACCUCUCAACCAUGGCCAUUCACGAUUUUGAAUUUGUCAAAGCCUUUCCUGCCUACUGCGCGUCCAAGAAUGCGGGAACUCUGCUGGUGCAGAUGUAUGCUCAGACGAUUGAUGCCGAUGAUAUGCAAAUCUUGAGCUUCCAUCCCGGAGGAAUUUACACGGACAGUGUAAAGAAAAGCGGCGUUCCGAAGGAGGCUGUGGCUUGGGAUGAUGAAACCCUACCAGGAAAUUACGCCGUCUGGGCGGCUUCUGACGAGGCCAAAUUUCUGCACGGACGAUUUACUUGGGCAGCAUGGGACGUGAAUGAGCUGCAGAGCGAGGAAUGGCGGAAGAGGAUCGAGGAGAAGCCAACUUACCUCCAAGUUGGAGUUGUUGGACUUUCAUAG
Molecule: messenger RNA, 900 nt
Organism: Trichoderma aggressivum f. europaeum
Lineage: Eukaryota; Fungi; Ascomycota; Sordariomycetes; Hypocreales; Hypocreaceae
Exons: 3
Coding region: 1-900 (299 amino acids)
Cellular component (GO): cytosol
Molecular function (GO): oxidoreductase activity
Source: RefSeq, a predicted model, not a curated record